UGUGCUGAGGAUCCGGAGACGCGAGAGCUGGUCCGUCAGUAUGGGGGCCUUGCACCUCUUAUCAAUCUUCUCAGUCACCAGGAGAACAAGGAGCUACUAGCCGCUGCCACUGGUGCAAUUUGGAAAUGUGCUGUUUCACCGGAAAACGUAAAGCAAUUUCAACAAUUGGGCGCCAUUGAUAAGUUGGUCGGUCUGCUUAACGACCAACCAGAAGAGGUAGGUAGUGAUAUAUUUUGUUUUCUUUGUAAAGGCCAGGAGAUAUAA
Protopolystoma xenopodis is the source of this 264-nucleotide messenger RNA. Lineage: Eukaryota; Metazoa; Platyhelminthes; Monogenea; Polystomatidea; Polystomatidae. The record is from the annotation of a GenBank genome assembly.